GUCGUUCGUCCUCCCAUUAGUUGGUUCAGAUCAUCAGUCAACCUUUUCACCGUCAACACUAAUCAUCAACCUGAAACGCAACAAUCAACAACAAUCAAAUCAACGCCAUUAAAAGCAAUCGCUCAUUUCCAUAAGCAAAUUACUGUUACUCCUUGUCAACCAUUUUCCUCCCUUCUCACCACCACCUUCAUCUCCUCGUCUUCCUCUUCCACCACCAACACUUUUCCACCUCUCGUUAAAUUUACUCUACUUUUCUGUUUGUUUAUCUUUUUCUAUCUCUUCAGUUCAUCAAUUUAUUUAUCAAAUUCUCAUUUUAAAUCAUCACCAUCAUCAUUCAGUAACCAUAUUGUUCAAAGAAUGUCAAGUGAUACCUGUAAAAGUUCAUUCGAUGUGGACAAAGUUUGUAAUUGUCUCAGAAAGUACAACGAAGAUCCAAAUGCUUCGAGUCUCGAUCUUUAUAUCGAAGCUUAUAAGGAAUUACAAAAGUUCUUUGAAUGUCUUGGAACUGUGUUCUCAUUUGUGACCUCCGAUGUCGAGAGUAAGAUCAAUAUUCUUGAGACCUAUCGAAAUGAUCCUAAGUGUAACGAUGAUUAUGUUACUCUACAAUCAAUGAUGGAGUACGAAGCUAAACAUAAUCUACUUCGAAGUGAAGAAAGACCUUCAGGUGCUCGCACAUUGUUGAGAUUACAUCGAGCUCUUGCAUUUAUCUCUAAGUUCAUCUUGGAAGUGAGUAAACUUGAAGAUUCGGCGGCCACUGGACCAGCGGCUCGAACUGCUUACCAGGCCACUUUAGCUAAAUAUCAUCCGUGGGUGAUCAGGAAAACCGCUUCAUUAGCCAUGUAUGGAUUACCUAAUCGUGAACAGUUAAUUGUACGAGCCUUUGGUGGUGAACCAGGGGACGAUAAGGAUAAACUCACCCAAACCAUGAUAACUUUGGCUGAACUAUCGGAAACCGCUUAUAAUAUAACCAAUAAACUUUACGAAGACAACAAUUUACUUGAUUUACCUUAAAGGACUUGAAAUUGAUGCCACAAAGGAUUAAUUAUCAAUCGUCUCAUCGUCAUAAUCAACAGCAAUCAAGAUCAAAGCAACAAUUAAGUUUCUCAUCAUUAACCUGAUCAAUAUUAAUUUUCUCUCUCUUUCAUUGAUUGUGACAUAUUUUUAUUUUUAUGGCAACUGUAAAUCCCUAUUUCCGUUUCCUCCUCAUCCGCAUCCUUAUAUUUACCAAUCACCGGUUCUGUUGGUUAAUUGUUUUUCCCUUUUCACUAUUUGCAAUUUGUUAAUCAUUCAUUUUGUCUGAUUGGUAUAAUUUGUGAUUAUCUUUAAUUUAGUUCUUCUUUUUUUUCCGAGGAAUAGACGUAAACGAACAAUUAAUUUUAUUAAUACCAUUAAUUGGAAAUGAUUUCAAUUACAUUUGCCUUUUAGUGUUGCUAUUUGACAAUUAGGAAAAUUGUAAUUAGUUAAUUUUUGUGCACUUGAAUUUAUCCAAAUAACAAUCCCGAAUCCUUAAUCAAACAA
This is a messenger RNA of Panonychus citri (citrus red mite), 1518 nucleotides long. Its product is annotated as ceramide-1-phosphate transfer protein-like. The record is from RefSeq and is a predicted model, not a curated record. Gene Ontology annotation, biological process: intermembrane lipid transfer; ceramide transport. Gene Ontology annotation, cellular component: cytoplasm; membrane; cytosol. Gene Ontology annotation, molecular function: ceramide 1-phosphate binding; ceramide 1-phosphate transfer activity. Lineage: Eukaryota; Metazoa; Arthropoda; Arachnida; Trombidiformes; Tetranychidae. The transcript has 3 exons. The coding region runs from base 358 to 1011 and encodes 217 amino acids.